Cebus imitator (Panamanian white-faced capuchin) is the source of this 3441-nucleotide messenger RNA. RefSeq names its product solute carrier family 17 member 2 (gene SLC17A2). Bases 632 to 2092 code for a protein of 486 amino acids. Gene Ontology annotation, molecular function: transmembrane transporter activity. The record is from RefSeq and is a predicted model, not a curated record. Gene Ontology annotation, biological process: monoatomic anion transport; transmembrane transport. The transcript has 12 exons. NCBI's taxonomy places the organism in Eukaryota, Metazoa, Chordata, Mammalia, Primates, Cebidae.
CUGUUCUACCCGGGAAGCCUUCCCCUGAUAUACACGAUGACAUCUUUUGAGAUACUCUAUCAGUGAGAACUUGAAAAUGAAGUUAAAAAUUAAGCGGCAAAACCAAACCUAGGCUUUCUGAGAAAGUGGGGGCAUAGCUGGUGCUGUCUGACUGCCACGUGGCUUAUUAUUUAUCCCUGUGAAACUCUGCAAAAGUAUUUGAAAGGGAAGAAGGAACAGAAAGCUCCCUCCUUUUUCAAGUUAGCCUUAUAGUCUAGGGCUUAAAAUACUGGUUUAAUGCUGAAGGUAAGUGCUUUUCUUCUUUUUGGGUAGGAGGAUAAUUACUAACUUAUCAGAGGUACAUUAAGGGAAGGGAACAGUUUUAGGAGAAGUCAGAGAAAAAACAUUAACAGCAACGUAAGGAUCACCAUCUGGUAAUAUUUCCUAAUUCCAAAAUGAAGAGACUUUCUAAAAAAGAUAACUGAUUCAAUCAAGACCCUAGGGCAAGGCUUGAGAAAACACUGGUACCAAUGGACGCCAUGGACAAUGGUCAUUUCUUCACGGACUCUAUAAAAGACCGUUGUGGUGAAAGAGAUUCAGGGCACAGGGAAACUCCACCACAAAGUGUAGUACCAUUUCCCAGAGAAGCUAAAUGGACGGGAAGCCUGCCACCAGGAGAGGUCCAGAUUUCUGUUCAUUACGCUAUGGGCUGGCUCUUAUCAUGCACUUCUCAAACUUCACCAUGAUAACCCAGCGUGUGAGUCUGAGCAUUGCAAUCAUUGCCAUGGUGAACUCCACUCAGCAGCAUAGUCUAUCUAAUGCCUCCACUGAGGGGCCUUUUGCAGACGCCUUCAAUAACUCCAGCAUAUCCAUCAAGGAAUUUGAUACAAAGGCCACUGUGUAUCAAUGGAGCCCAGAAACUCAGGGUAUCAUCUUUAGCUCCAUCAACUAUGGGAUAAUACUGACUCUGAUCCCAAGUGGAUAUUUAGCAGGGAUAUUUGGAGCAAAACAAAUGCUUGGUGCUGGUUUGCUGAUCUCUUCCCUUCUCACCCUCUUCACACCAUUGGCUGCUGACUUUGGAGUGAUUUUGGUCAUUGUGGUUCGGACAGUCCAGGGCAUGGCCCAGGGAAUGGCAUGGACAGGUCAGUUUACAAUUUGGGCAAAGUGGGCUCCUCCACUUGAACGAAGCAAACUCACUACCAUUGCGGGAUCAGGGUCAGCAUUUGGAUCCUUCAUCAUCCUCUGUGUGGGGGGACUAAUCUCACAGGUCUUGGGCUGGCCUUUUAUCUUCUACAUCUUUGGUAGCACUGGCUGUAUAUGCUGUCUCCUAUGGUUCACAGUGAUUUAUGAUGACCCCAUGCAGCACCCGUGCAUAAGUGUUAGGGAAAAGGAGCACAUCAUGUCCUCACUGCCUCAGCAGCCCAGUUCUCCUAGACGAGCUGUCCCCAUAAAGGCAAUGGUCACAUGCCUACCACUUUGGGCCAUUUUCAUGGGUUUUUUCAGCCAUUUCUGGUUAUGCACCAUCAUCCUAACAUACCUACCAACGUACAUCAGUACUCUGCUCCACGUUAACAUCAGAGAUAGUGGAGUUCUGUCCUCCCUGCCUUUUAUUGCUGCUGCAAGCUGUACAAUUCUAGGAGGUCAGUUGGCAGAUUUCCUUUUGUCCAGGAAUCUUCUCAGGUUGAUCACCGUGCGAAAGCUCUUUUCAUCUCUAGGGCUCCUCCUUCCAUCAGUUUGUGCUGUGGCCCUGCCCUUUGUGGCCUCCAGUUAUGUGAUAACCAUUAUUUUGCUGAUACUUAUUCCUGGGACCAGUAACCUAUGCGACUCAGGGUUUAUCAUCAACACCUUAGAUAUCGCUCCAAGAUAUGCAAGUUUCCUCAUGGGAAUCUCAAGGGGAUUUGGGCUCAUUGCAGGAAUUGUCUCUUCCACUGCCACUGGAUUCCUCAUCAGUCAGGAUUUUGAGUCUGGUUGGAGGAAUGUCUUUUUCCUGUCUGCUGCAGUCAACAUGUUUGGCCUGGUCUUUUAUCUCACGUUGGGACAAACAGAAAUUCAGGACUGGGCCAAAGAGAGGACCUCACCCACCUCUGAGGACAUAAAGUUAUUUCAAAUUUAAAUAUAGUAUUGAGAAUGAACUUUUUAAAUAUUUUUAUCUUCAUAUUCUUGACCACAGACUCAGCAGUUGUCAACUAUGGCUGUGUGUUAGUCUUCCUUGGGGAGCCUUUAUAAGACUCUGAUGCCUGGGACCCACUUUAGAGAUUCUGAAUGAAUUGGUCUGGGGUAGAAUCCAGAUACCACUAAUUUUUAGACACUCUUCAGAGGUUUCUAACAUGCACCCAGGAUUGACAAUAGCUGGACAAACUUGAAAAGUCAAUUCAUGUGGCCUUUGGAUUUUCCUCAUUGGAAAGUACUAAAUGAAUAAAACUUUGCGUGAAAAUGAUCACUGAUAAAUAUCUUCAUGGUGGGGGGGAGGUGGUUAUUGGAUACGGAGAAAUCUGAUGGGAAUUGUAGCCACAUGUUGCAGAUCUCAGUACCGAUCGGAAUUGUAAAGCUAUUAUCCCCAGAAUUAACAUUUUUAUUAUUUUUUUAUACACUGUAAAACAUGGAUUAUUUAUUUAUGUGGUUAAAUUCUAUGAAAACUUACAUGCUAAAAUAAAAUAGACAAUUUUAUAAUUAUUUAGAUUAGAAUUAUUUCCAUCAGGUUAAACAGAUAUUUAUACUAGACCAAUUGCAAAAAAUAAAGGACCAGAAAAUGACCAAGAAAAGGUUAAAUAAAUGAGGUUAACUUAGAAAUCAAAGACAGAGAAAACAGAAUUGAAAAGCUUGUAUUGUGAGAAGAAUGAACGUGAAGGAAGGCAAUGUAGACAUUUCCAGAAAGGAUAACAGUAUAGUUUAGAACAUAUAAAGAAAAUUGGAGGGAAAUGACAGAGGCACUUUCAAGUAAAAUGACAACUUAUAUGGGGGAGAAAAAUACUGAAGAUAUAAAAAGAUGAGAAAAGGUAUAGAAAUCUAUCACAUGCAAGAGAAGCUCCUUCUCAAGGAAGAAAAAGAUCAUUUGAACUUCUUCAUGUUUUCCUUACUUUCCCAAGAUACUCAGAGAGGCAACAUCAACUCUAACAGGUUUUCAUUUGGCUUCUAACGCUUAAAACAUAUACUUUAGGUUGUCUACACACACAGAGCUGAUUCUGGUUUUGCCACAAAAUGUCCAGAGAAGAAGUUCCCACCAUAUUUUAAAUCCUAUUUAAAAACCUCUAGGACAAAAACCCUGGGCUAAUUCAGCAGAUGAAGAGAAUCUUCUAAUGCAAAUCAACAGGUAUUUUUGAGUAGGUGUUUUCAGAAAAACAGAGUGUCAUGCCCUGAGAGUGAUACUAAGAUGAGCACAUUGAUUUUGGCUUCAUGGUAUUGACAACAUAGAGAGGAAGGUGGGUUUGCAGAAAACCAAAAGUAGAAGAACAAUAAAGAAAG